Messenger RNA from Trichosurus vulpecula (common brushtail), 1197 nucleotides. RefSeq names its product rab-like protein 2A. Bases 26 to 766 code for a protein of 246 amino acids. Gene Ontology annotation, cellular component: endosome; Golgi apparatus. The record is from RefSeq and is a predicted model, not a curated record. Lineage: Eukaryota; Metazoa; Chordata; Mammalia; Diprotodontia; Phalangeridae. The transcript is spliced from 8 exons. Gene Ontology annotation, molecular function: GTP binding; GTPase activity.
CUGCAGAGCCCGAGGCCGGGACGCCAUGGCCGGGGAGCCCGCCGCGGCCGGGGCCGGGGCGGGGGCCGGAGCCGUGACUGGGCCUGGGGCCGGGGCCGGCGCGGGGCCGGAGCUGGACCAGGAGAAGUACGACGCGGCCGAGAACGUCAAGAUCAUCUGCCUCGGGGACAGCGCCGUGGGCAAGUCCAAGCUCAUGGAAAGAUUCCUCAUGGAUGGAUUCCGGCCCCAGCAGCUGUCCACCUACGCCCUGACCCUCUACAAACACACGACCACAGUUGAUGGCAAAACUAUCCUUGUGGAUUUCUGGGACACGGCAGGCCAGGAGAGGUUUCAGAGCAUGCAUGCCUCCUACUACCACAAGGCACACGCCUGUAUCAUGGUGUUCGAUGUGCAGAGAAAGGUCACCUACAAGAACUUGAGCACCUGGUACUCCGAGCUUCGAGAGUUCCGCCCUGAGAUUCCUUGCGUCGUGGUAGCCAAUAAGAUCGAUGCCGACGCCAACGUGACCCAGAAAAGCUUCAACUUCGCCAGGAGGUUUUCGCUGCCCCUGUACUUUGUAUCCGCCGCAGAUGGCACCAAUGUGGUCAAGCUCUUCAACGAUGCUAUCCGUUUGGCGGUUUCUUAUAAACAGAAUUCCCGAGACUUCAUGGACGAGGUUUUAGAAGAGCUGGAGCUUUUCUCACAGAACUUUGAGCUGGAGAAGAAGGUGGGAUCCAAGCCGGACUGGGGACAGAGUGAAGCGGUUGGGAAUCAUCCAUCUCCCUGAGUCACCGUCUGCCCUCUCCUCUCCUCCCAAGCCCAACACCCCAUGGAGAGUGGACUUCUCCCAGGCAGCCCGAGCCCGCCACCCCGACCUUGCUGCGCCCCCUAUGCAACUCCCUCCUGCUCCUCUCUACCCCGCACUCGUACCCAGCUUUCUCAGCAUCCCUCCGUGGCAGGAGCUGCACAGAAACCCCAACCCAAGGGGUGGGGGAGGGUCAAUAAUAGGACCCAUCCUGGAGACAAAGACGUGGAGAGUGUCCCCAUCACCCCGCACCCAGCCGAGGCAGGGAUAGGAGUCAGUGCGGCACAUCAACACCCCCAGGACAAGAAGUGAGGGGUCUACCACCCUGACUUCAUUUGGAGUGGGCCGACAAGGGCAGUGAGGUGAAAUUCUAUGUAUCUACCCAAGGAACAGAUAAUUAAAUAUUUUUUUCA